AUGGGCACCAUGACGGCCCCUGUUGGCCCAACCUUCUUGAGCGUUCCCCUGGAUGUCCUCGUCAAUCGAGACCUCGACAAGAAUGGACGCGAGUUGCUUGAAACCCUUCACAAGACAUCCGCUGCUACAUCUACAACUGUCUCUGCGGACAUGCUGCUAGAGCCCGCCAGCAAGAAGCAAAAGUUACAAAGCGAACCACCGGUGGACAGCGCAGAGGCUGCCCUCCUGCGAGCCGGCCGCAAGAAGCCACCUUGGACUCCUACAGAGCAGGCUGUUGUCGCUAUCAAGCAUUGCGAGCUGGGGAACAGAUGGACUCAGAUUGCUGCAUAUCUGCCCUUGAGAUCCGAGAAUGAUGUUAAAAACAUCUGGCAUUCAACGCUGCGAUGCAAGGACACGCAGAAGCGCUCGUUCCUGCGUACGUAUGCCCUCGCCGUCCACGACCAUGCUUAUGACUACGCCACCCGCAAGGCCAUGUUUGACAUCGCCCACCAACAACAGCAGCAGCACGACGCCGACGUCAUGCAGGAGGGUGACGAGCAAGCCGACGCAGCUGCAGACGUGCAACGCAAGCCAUCCGCCACCACCGCCGCUGCCCACGGGUCCGCAAACAAGCCUAGUGAACAGUGUAUCCUGGAUGUACGACGCCUGCUCCAGUCACGAGAAAAGUACGGGAGCGGUAAGUAUGGCGAUAUGUACGGCGACGCGUACAUCGCUAUGGAUCGAAUUGCCGCUGAAGAAGCGCUUGCAUCGGAGCUUGAACAUCAACAACAGCAGCAGCAGCAGCAGCGGACUCACCUUCCCCAGCUGCAAGGCCCGCAGAGUCAGGCUCCCGGAGGCGCGCUCCGGAACCAACCCGCCGAGGCGCUGGAUUCCCUCCGUGACAACAACAACAACUCCGACUCUGGCGUUUCGGCGCUGCGUCACUACAACGCAACGGCCAUGCAGGCAGCCGGAAACAGCAGCGGGGGUGGCGCCACAGCACCCGCCGCCGCGGGCUUCCCGGCCCCGCCAACUGACUCUCUGCUUGCCAACAUGGUUGCCGCCGCUGCGGCGGCAACGGCAGCGGAGGCGUCGGCAGGCGGAGCCGCCGCCGCUGCCGGUGACGCUCACCCCGGUGCCAGCCGUCAGCCCGGGGCUCAGCUGCCAGCAAUAAACAACCUGCUGGCGCUGCUGUACAAGUACAACAUCGAGCAGUCUCAAGUAGCCGGAAAGCCCCUAGGUACGGGCGGCUGGUCGGGGAGUGGCGGCGAAGAGGAGGAUGGAGCGCCGGGGGCAACGAUGGCGGACAGUCCUACAGCCGCUGGCGGUGGUGCCGGCUCUGAUGUUGCUGCGGCGGCUGCUGUUGCCUCUACGACGGCCGAGGGUGAGGAAGAACGAGGAAGCGCCAAAGCCGCCGCACCGGACGCCCCCACGACGAUGUCCAUGAUGGCAGGCUCGCAGGGCGCCCAGCCCUUGACGUUGCGGCCUCUGACGCUGCGGCCGCUACAGGCCGCAACAGGAAAGCGGGAUCGUGACGGCAACGUGAAGGAGGAGGACGAAGGGGCAGAAGGCGCUAUGGCGACUGGCGGAGAGCGGUCUGCGGAAGACUCGCCCAAGCGGCCCGCCAGCGCCCGCGUGGCGGCGCGUCGUGCGAAUCAGGGUGCAGCGUGUCCGCCUUCGGCCGGGCGUGACAGCGUUGUCGUCAGCAACGGCGACAUCGCGGCCGCCGCUGCUGCUGUGUUCCAGCCCGGUGCCCUGCGGUCUCGCGGCUCGAUGCCGUACAGCUUGCAGGACGCAGAUGCUGAUGAGCUCGGUGCCGUUGAAGCGCUGGCCCUGGCGGCGCGGCUCAACACCUCGAACGGCCGAACGCCUGGCGGCGCGGGCCCAACACCAGGCAGGUCGUCGGGCAGCAGCCUGGGGCCUCCCGGUAAUGGCGCCGCCGCUACCGCUACCGUCGCGUCCGGUGGUGACGUCGGCAGGAUGGCAUCUACCGCGAGCGCUGCUGCCGCCGCAAACGCUGCUGCCGCCGCCGCUGGCGGCGGCCCUGGCAGUUUCCGCAAUGGCGCCGCGCCUGGCAUCCGUGCCAGCACCACCGCCACGGCCCCGGGCGCCGCCGUACUCGAUUUACACAACCGCCCGCCCGCUGUUGCCUCACAACCGCAGCCGCCGCUGCCGGCGCGCAGCCUGACACGUCACUCGGCCUUUGGCAGCGACGCCGAGGCGUCGGUGCUGCUGCUAGUGGCGAUAUGGCUACAGGCCAAUAAGGAGAAGAUUACAUUGGAGCAGGCUCGGGCGGUGUGCGCUGCGGUGCGCUUGGCGGCCCUCGGCGGUUUCUACCUCUCCGCCGUAUUGCCUCAGCUUCUGACUGAACCACGGGUCGGUCCAGCCGCCGCCAAGACCCUCGUCGGCUCCAACGCGCGGCCCGGUGGGCGAUGGUUCGAGAUGCGCCAUGAGGAGCUGGCGUUCCUCACACGCUACGUGCACGCCGGCGCGGCGGAGCGCGCUCUGCUGGCCGAUGUGGCGCGCAGCGUGUACGACUGCAGCCUGCCGUGGUACGACAUGUCUCCACGGUACUUGGGCUCCCCUGCUGAGGGAUUUUGCUUCGAAUGGCACAUUCCGGAUCAAGGUCUCCGUGACGCGCUGAGUAACGGCACGCAGCCGCACGCGGCGUUCACAGUCAAUGACGACAUCUCUGACAGUGACGGCGGCGGCCCUGACGGCAGCGUCGCCGUCGUGCCGUACAUCCUCUGUCGCGGUCUUGAGUGGCAUGUUUUCGUAGAUUGCCAACAGCAGCGCCGCGGCGGCGGCGGCGGUGGCACAGGUCCCGGCGGCGCCGGGUCCUCCUCCGUCGCCGGCGUGUUUGUGUACUGCAGAGUUCCGGCGGCACUCCGCGCACCCGGCGCUACCACCAGCGGCUUUGUGGGCGUGGUGCCUGGCGCCGGAAUUCGCCUAGGGGUGCACGGCUGGCGGUGCGGUCGUCUAGAGGAGGUGUUUGUGUGGACCUUUGGCGACGAGACCUACUUCGUCCCUGACGCCGGUAUGGGCUGCCCGUCGGCGCUGCCGCUGCGUAAGCGGCCCGCCAGCCCGCCGGGAGCUACUAGCGCCCGUGGCGGCGGCGGCGGCGCCGCCGCCGCCGCCAGCGGCGCCGAUCCGUCUACCUCGGCAUGGGCGGACUACCUCCACGAGGGCGGCCUCCGCGGAACGUUGACUUUCCUGCCACAUUAA
Molecule: messenger RNA, 3204 nt
Organism: Volvox carteri f. nagariensis
Lineage: Eukaryota; Viridiplantae; Chlorophyta; Chlorophyceae; Chlamydomonadales; Volvocaceae
Exons: 5
Coding region: 1-3204 (1067 amino acids)
Source: RefSeq, a predicted model, not a curated record